Messenger RNA from Rhododendron vialii, 1930 nucleotides. Its product is annotated as exosome complex component RRP45A-like. The record is from RefSeq and is a predicted model, not a curated record. The coding region runs from base 136 to 1386 and encodes 416 amino acids. Gene Ontology annotation, biological process: nuclear polyadenylation-dependent mRNA catabolic process; U4 snRNA 3'-end processing; TRAMP-dependent tRNA surveillance pathway. Gene Ontology annotation, cellular component: nuclear exosome (RNase complex); cytoplasmic exosome (RNase complex). NCBI's taxonomy places the organism in Eukaryota, Viridiplantae, Streptophyta, Magnoliopsida, Ericales, Ericaceae. The transcript has 10 exons.
GUCCAAAAACCUGAAAGUUUUUCUUAAAAAAAAAAAAAAAACCCCUAAAGUUGAAGAGCCCUAAUUUUCUUCUUCGCUCCUCUCUUCUACCUCUGCCCAUGCAAGCUUGGAGGCACAGCCAAUAAUAACAGAAAAAUGGAGCAGAGAUUGGCUAAUACAUGGAAGAUGACUGUGAAUGAGAAGAAAUUCAUUGAGACUGCUUUGGUAGCGGACAUUAGAGUUGAUGGUCGGCGUCCAUUUGAUUAUAGACGGCUAACUAUCAAGUUCGGUAGAGAAGAUGGUUCAUCAGAGGUGCAGCUUGGCCAGACUCAUGUUAUGGGUUUCGUAACUUCCGAACUAGUUCAACCUUAUCGAGAUAGGCAAAAUGAAGGGACCCUUUCAAUCUUCACCGAGUUCUCUCCAAUGGCUGAUCCUUCAUUUGAAGCAGGUCGUGCUGGAGAAUCUGCUGUGGAGUUGGCACGCAUCAUAGACCGUGGUCUGAGGGAAAGCCGGGCAGUAGAUAUGGAAUCACUUUGCGUUAUUGCUGGGAAGCUAGUGUGGGCCAUUCGCGUUGAUCUCCACAUUCUGGACAAUGGGGGAAAUCUUGUUGAUGCUGCCAACAUUGCUGCUUUGGCUGCUCUCUCGACAUUCCGGCGGCCUGAAUUUACAUUAGGUGGUGAAGGUGGUCAGGAAGUGAUAAUACAUCCACCUGAGGUGAGGGAGCCGCUUCCUUUGGUAAUCCAUCAUUUCCCUAUAGCAGUAACCUUUGGAUUUUUUGGUGAUGAUAACAUUGUGGUAAUAGACCCAACCCAUAAGGAAGAGUCCGUUAUGGGGGGAAGAAUGAUUGCUACACUCAACACAAAUGGGGAUAUUUGCGCCAUUCAGAAAGCUGGAAGAGUGGCCAUCAUGCACACAGUCAUCAUGCAGUGUUUGAGAAUAGCUUCUGUGAAGGCUGGUGAUAUAACAAGCAAGAUAAAAAAUGCCGUUGAAUCAUACAACACUGAAAGGGCACUGAGGAAGAUCAAACGUCACUCUUCUGCUGCUUUGGAUGUUCAUAAACCUGUUGCUGACUGGGAGACCCAGAACCAAUCCGUUGAUCAAAAGCGAAUGAGUGAUUUGCCAGGGCAUCAAGAGAGGUUAAAGCCGAUAUCAAAGGAAAGCGGAGUCAGUCAGAGCAAUAACAUGGAAGAAGUGUUGACACCCAAUAAGCCGCCAGAAGAGUCGACAGACGAGAAGCCCUCUGAAACUGAAUCUGACCAACUUAAUGCCGAUAUUAUGCCAGCCCAUUCCCCCGAUGGGGCAGUGGGAACUGUAGUAGAGACAAACAGAAAAAAUACUUUAGCAGAUGCAGUGAAGCCCAAGCACAAGAGGAAAAAGAAGUCAUCCUCCAACAUUGAUGCAAGUUAGCUGAACAAAAUCUUUUCUAGAUCCUCGCUUAUGUUUCUUUGCCGUUCUGUUAUACCCUAUGCAAUCCAUGUGGAGUUAUAAAUGUUUCCGAAGUUGCAUGGCGCGUUUUGUCUUGUUUACUUGGAAAAAGACACCAUAGAGGAAACGCCUGCAGUAUUAAUCUUCAUUCGGGGUUUUGUUUUCUGCAAACUCAAGGAUUUCCUCGUCUUCGAAAAAACAGAGUGUAGUAGUUCUAGCGGUUGGCAUAACCCUAAGUUAUAUUUUGUAGCAUUAUUAGAUGGUGGUUUUACGAUGAAACAUGCUUGUUUUUUUAUACAUCAAACUGCUGAACGAUAGUUUGAAUCCCAGUUGAAACAUCGACAUUGGUGUACUAUUUAAGUGAGAAACUAGUAGGUCAGUUGUUGUUCGGUUAGAACAUUAGUGGGCUUCCAAGUUAAAAUUUCGUUGUUCUAGUCAGGUGGGCUUCCAAGUUAAAAUUUCGUUGUUCUAGUCAGGUACACCCUGUAUGAUCUGAUUGAGUUUGUGUUGUAUCUUUUGCUCUCUC